This is a messenger RNA of Schizophyllum commune H4-8, 558 nucleotides long. Its product is annotated as Osmotin, thaumatin-like protein. NCBI's taxonomy places the organism in Eukaryota, Fungi, Basidiomycota, Agaricomycetes, Agaricales, Schizophyllaceae. Bases 1 to 558 code for a protein of 185 amino acids. The record is from RefSeq and is a predicted model, not a curated record. The transcript is spliced from 4 exons.
AUGAAGACCUCCGCCGCUCUCGUCGCGCUCGCCGCGUCCAUGACCGCGUCUGCGUACACAAUCACCUUCAAGAACCAGUGCGGCUAUGAUGUCUGGCCCGCUGUCGGAAAGGCCCCCAACGGGCAGGUCGACACCUCGGUCAGCUUUGGCGCCAAGCUCAGCCCGGGCCAGAGCGUCUCCUGGGGUAUCGACAACCACCAGCUCGGUAUCCGUGGCUGGGGCCGCACCGGCUGUGACGGCAACGGCGCCAACUGCGCGACGGGCGCCUGCAACGGCGGUCUCGUCUGCAACGACGCAGGCAUCACCGCCCACGCCAUCUACUCCGAGUUCGGCUACGGCGACGCCGGCCAGUGGGGCGGCGAGCGCACCUACUGGGACCUCUCCUUCGUCGGUGGCAGCGUCAACAUCCCCGCCCGCCUCUCCUCGACCGACGGUGUCUCCGUCACCUGCACGUCGAACUCGUGCCCGACCGACCAGGCGUACCACCAGGACGGCGACAACGCGGCGAUGCGCUCUUCCUCCAUCUCGGAGAGCUUCACGCACACCUUCUGCCCUUAA